AUGUCCGACAUGAAGAAGGCAAUCCAUUUUGGCGGCGGUAACAUUGGUCGUGGCUUCGUCGCCGAAUUUUUGCACAAGUCCGGAUAUGAAGUCGUCUUUGUCGAUGUCAUGGACGCCAUCAUCAAUUCUCUACAACAAACCAAGUCAUACACCGUAACAGAAGUCGGCACAUCAGAGACCAAGUCAAAGACAAUCGACAACUACCGCGCCAUCAACAGCAAGACCGACGAGGGCAAGGUCGUCGAGGAGAUUGCCACGGCCGACAUUGUCACCUGUGCCGUUGGCCCCAACAUCCUCAAGUUCAUUGCUCCCGUCAUCGCCAAGGGUAUCGAGAGCCGCCAGAAAGAUUCGCCAGUCGCUGUUAUUGCUUGCGAGAAUGCCAUCGGAGCCACCGACACCCUCCGCAAGUUCAUCGAAGAGAAGCUUUCAGACUCUACCAAGUCAAAUCUUCAGGACAAGGCUCGCUUCGCCAACAGCGCCAUUGACCGCAUUGUUCCCAUGCAGGACGAGAACGCUGGUCUGAACGUCAAGAUUGAGAAGUUCUACGAGUGGUGUGUUGAAAGCAAGCCUUUCCUUCCUUCGGAUCCCCCAGCAAUUGAGGGUGUUCACUUUGUUGAGGACCUCACCCCCUUCAUUGAGCGUAAGCUUUUCACUGUCAACACUGGUCACGCCACUGCUGCCUACUACGGAUACAACCGUGGCAAGGAGUGCAUCCACGAUGUUCUGCAAGACAAGGAGCUCAACGAGAUCGUGAGAAACACGCUCAAGGAGACGGCUCACCUGAUCGUCAACAAGCACGAGAUCACCGAGGAGGACCAGAAGGCAUACGUCGAGAAGAUCAUCAAGCGCAUCUCCAACCCCGUGCUCAAGGACAACGUCGAGCGUGUUGGUCGUGCACCUCUUCGCAAGCUGUCGCGCAACGAGCGCUUCAUCGGCCCUGCAGCUCAUCUUGCUGAGAUGGGAGCCAAGUACGAUGCUCUUCUUGGUGGCAUCGAGAUGUGUCUCCGCUUCCAGAAUGUCGAGGGCGAUGAGGAAUCAGUCGAGCUGGCCAAGAUCCUCAAGGAGAACUCGUCGAGCGAUGCUACCGAAAAGAUCACGGGUCUUGAGCGUGAGCAUGCUCUCUUCUCAGCGGUCGAGCAGGUUGUCAAGAAGGUGCAAGCUUGA
Molecule: messenger RNA, 1164 nt
Organism: Aureobasidium namibiae CBS 147.97
Lineage: Eukaryota; Fungi; Ascomycota; Dothideomycetes; Dothideales; Saccotheciaceae
Exons: 2
Coding region: 1-1164 (387 amino acids)
Biological process (GO): mannitol catabolic process
Cellular component (GO): cytosol
Molecular function (GO): mannitol-1-phosphate 5-dehydrogenase activity
Source: RefSeq, a predicted model, not a curated record